GAAAUUCAUAAUUCUUCAUGGUAUCAGAGCCAUAAUCUCUCAACCCAAAAAAACCCUAACCCUACCCGUGCUCUCUCCCUCCCUCUCGGCGUGCUUUCUCCCAGCGCCGCACACCACCCGCCGUCCUCCUCUCCUCGGCGGCAGCAGCAGCGCAGCACAACCCCUCUCUUCCUCGGCGGCGACAGCGCCCUCCCCUCUCAAUAUGGCUUCCUCUGAUAAACCCUCAGAAAACUCAACCUCUUCCUCCUCCUCGAAUGCUCCUCAUCUUGCCUUCACAACAAUCUCCAACGUCAAGCUUCAUGUCCCGAUUCAGCUCAGCUUUUCUCAGCCCAACUACAAAAAAUGGAGCCGGCUCUUUCUCCUCCUGGUGCGCCGAUUCACCCUCCACGGGUUUCUCUCAGGUUCUAACACUCCUUCUGCCGAUGAUGAUGAAUGGUACCAGCUUGACGCCCUGAUCCAAGUUUCGAACCACCAUCAAGGGUUCGAUGACAAUGGCCGUCAAACUUUGCGAAACAUUGCCGAUUGGUUGGAUGAUGUUGACGCCCCGGUCUCUGAGUCUCAACUUGUGCUUCAAAUGCUUCGUGGGCUACCCGACGAUCUCCAGGCUCUGACAUCGUUCUUGCAAUUCCAACAACCGCUGCCCACGUUCCUUCAGACCCGAUCCGCUCUCCUGCUCCUUGAACGGCAACGACAAACCAUCAUGGACGACGCCGGCAAGGCGGUCAUGGCUGGCCGAACCGGCAGCUCACCAUACGGCGGCAGUAGCGGCGGUUUCGGGCGCAGCGGUGGGAUGCCCGGCAGUGGGCACAACGGCGGCAGCGGCGGCGGUCGCGGGCAGCAGGGGAGCAACUCCGGUCGCGGUGGAGGCGGCCGUGGACGUGGACGAGGAAGAAACUCUGGGAUUUCAAGAAAAAAAACAAAGAUGCAAGAACACUUUUUCCAAGUGUUCUAUAGUUCUACCGAGGCUGCAUUUUCAGCUCACCAUACUCCAAGAACCCAGUGGACACAUCAAGGAACACAGUUCACUCACGACAUCCUUGAGCGUGCCGGUAUGAUUACGUGUCGUCCCAUCUCCACUCUUGUCGACACGAAGGCUAAAUUAUCUGGCACAUCGGGUCCCCUGGUAGCCGAGCCUGCCCUCCAGUAUCUCACAUUUACUAGGCCAGACAUCUCCUACUCUGUUCAGCAGCUCUGUCUCCACCUUCACGCCCCUCGAGAUGUCCACGUCACAGCUAUGAAUCGGGCCACCAUUUCCCGAUCCAGUGCUGAAGCUGAAUACCGAGCCGUCGCUAAUGCCGUUGCCGAGACCAGCUAGAUCCAAAAUCUCCUACUAGAGGUACAGCAACCCCUACGCCGCGUGUUAUACCCGAGACCCGGGGUCUUAUCACGUUGCUAUUUUAGAGAAGGAAUUAUGGGGAGGUGAGGGGGAAAUGGGGUGGCUGAAAUAUUAUGGGGCAAAAGGGGAGUUCUUUUGGUGUUUUUUUAAUGAAGAAAAAGAAUGAGAUUAAGAGGAGAAAUGGGGGGAUAUGAAAUGGAAGAAAAUUCAGGGAUGGAUAAACCAAGUUGGUGUUUAAGAGAUAUUACACACUCUUAUCCUAACUUGGGGUUUGAAUCUAGAAUUUAAUUAAGAUAUGACACACUUAAUUAAAUAUCUAGAACCUAAAACUCACACUUAAGAUAACCACUCUUAAGAUAUAGAAUUAGGGAUUUGGCUAAAAUAGCAUCACACUAUUUUAUAAAUACUCAAAGAGUAAAAGGAGUUUUUAAUAAUUCAGAGAUGAUCAU
Cuscuta campestris is the source of this 1785-nucleotide messenger RNA. NCBI's taxonomy places the organism in Eukaryota, Viridiplantae, Streptophyta, Magnoliopsida, Solanales, Convolvulaceae. The record is from the annotation of a GenBank genome assembly.